UAGACGGGAGAGGGGGCCUCGCGUGGGUCGGCACCGGCGCGUCGGGCGUGGUACUGAUCGGGGACGCUCAUCGGUUCGGCAACGGCUUCGGCUUCGGCCGCCUCGGCUCUGCCUUCGGUUCGUGCCCGUGGGUGUUUCGUGUUUCGAGAGUAGCCUAGCCGUUGGCGUUGGCGCGUGCAUGUUCUCGUAAGCCGGCAACAUUGGAUCUUGUACUCUGCUGCCUCGUGUUGUGAAUUGCGAUCUGUGGAAAUGCGUGAAAUGGGGCCUUCUGAUGCUCAGUGGUCGAAACUACUGCAGCUCAUUGCAGGAGAUAAGGAGCUUCUGCAUACACAGUUCUUAGCUCCAGGUGGAGUCGUCAGAGUACCAGCAAAGUGGGAGGCAAUCGCCAUUGAACUCAACAAAAUUCCAGGUUGUCAGAAGACUGGGGAGAAGUGGCAUGCAGCCUGGAUUGGACUGAGAGGCCGUGCCCGCCAAGCACUACGUUUAAAAAACGCAUAUCGCCAAAGGACUGGUGGGGGCCCAUCAGCAAAUGUAGCUGGUCUGAAAUUGUCAGAGCUUCACCAGAAGGUUAUCAAUUUAACCGGAACAACGGCUGCUUUGGGAACAGGGUGUCCGAAUCCUCUGCAGAUUCAGCUAAAUCUUGCACGGGACCGUGCUGCUGCACCUGAAGAUGCAGUGAAUGCAGCUGCACCCCUCGUGUUGCCUGCACCUCAAGAUGCAGUGAAUGCAGCUGCACCCCUUGUGUUGCCUGCACCUCAAGAUGCAGUGAAUGCAGCUGCACCCCACGUGUUGCCUGCACCCCUUGUGUUACCUGCACCUCAAGAGGCAGUGAAUGCAGCUGCACCCCUCGUGUUGCCUGUUGCUGUUGAAUUUGAUGCACCCCUGGAGUUUCUUGUGGAUGGCAAUGAUGUUGGGCAUUGGUCGCCCCUUAAUGAUGACCAGUGGAUUGGAGCGUCCCUGUUUGUGAAAGAGGAGGCAGAGGAGGACCUACUUGGUGCUGCAGCUCUGCCGCGUUUGAAGCAGGAGGUGAAAGGAGAGGCCAGUGAAAUAAUAUAUCUCACAGAUUCUGAUGAUGACUCCAAGCAGCAGACUUAUGCCGCAGUGAAACAAGAGGACAGUGAUGAUGUUGUCACCUUAAGUGAUGUAAGUUUCUCAUUACUAUAUGUAUUGUACUUUGCUAGUUUCAUGUGUACUAGUCCUCUUAGUUUUGAUUGUAAUUUAUCCCUAUUUAUCCCCUUCUCCCCCAGAGUCCUUAUCAACUGA
This is a messenger RNA of Frankliniella occidentalis (western flower thrips), 1263 nucleotides long. RefSeq lists its product as uncharacterized. Lineage: Eukaryota; Metazoa; Arthropoda; Insecta; Thysanoptera; Thripidae. The record is from RefSeq and is a predicted model, not a curated record. The coding region runs from base 250 to 1263 and encodes 337 amino acids. The transcript has 6 exons.